Molecule: messenger RNA, 2102 nt
Organism: Podospora pseudocomata
Lineage: Eukaryota; Fungi; Ascomycota; Sordariomycetes; Sordariales; Podosporaceae
Exons: 2
Coding region: 175-1620 (481 amino acids)
Source: RefSeq, a predicted model, not a curated record
AAGCACUCUCACCUUCAACACACCCAUACCAAGCGCAUCAUUCUGUCUCAGUCAAUCCAAUUACACCAUCAGUGUUACACGUACACAUCCCAUUGAGAGGGAUCAUCCGAACUAUCGAAUCAUUACCACCUCUCGUCGGGAUUGGGGUUCCCAACCCCCCUUCUUUACUGCACCAUGACGGCCAUCCUCCUCCAAUGUGCCCUCGCCGCUGCACAAGACGCUCGUUUCGACUCGGAGGCUUCUGCAAUACAACAAAAUCAUACGGCGACUCACGGCGACGACCCUUUGAUAGCCUGUUCGUCCUGCUACGGUAGCCUCUUGGACCUCUACAAGGCCAGAUAUUUCAACUGUCCUCCGGCAGACUUGCUGAAAGACCCGUCACUCUCAUCCCAAGGCGAAUGGUUCACAUCCGCCCCCCCAUCUUUUCUUGAAAAGCUGGCAGAUCUUAUCGAAAAAGCAAAGCAGUAUCAGAUCCAUCCAGGCCUUAUUGACGAACAUGUAAAGAAACAAAAAGAGCGAUGGUAUGCCGACAGCCUGACGACGCUGAGAUUGAGAUCCAUGGUGCAAGACGAGGACAAGGCAGCCAUCGCCGAACAACUAGAAAGGUUCACCACAGGAUCGGCACCAAUCGAGGAGCUCAUGACUGCUGUAUCGACAUCGUUGAAGAAGUUGUCAGGCAGCGAAAGUCCGCCAAUAGAUGAUUUGUCCAGAGGACUUCUUGCAGCCACAAAUCACACUGAGAGGAUAGAGGUGCUCAAGGAAGCCCUCUUUGCGACACCAUCACAACCGACUGACGGUAGCCUGAGUGGCGAGGUGCCCGAGGUCCACGCAAAAUACUACAACAUGCUCGCACAGGACAAUGCCAGCAUGGAGCAAGUCAAGGACGCAAUCCUGAGUGAUCACCAAAGAUUGUCUAGCGCCCAGGACGAGAUCAAAAAGGUCGAGGCAAGGCUGGCGGAGCUGAGGAGAGGGCAGGCUGCCUACGAGCUGGAGAAGGCCAAAAAGGCAGAAAACAAGAAACGGCUUGCCGAGCAGCAGAGGAGCGUGAUACCUGACGGGCUGACGAACUUGCCACCAUGCUCGGUGUGCCGGAAUCCCGUCAACCCUUCGAGCUUCAGACUUUGCACCGUCUGCGCGCUCCUUUCUGGGUACGAGCUCGAGGGCGCAGAGAUGACUGUCUAUUGUGGCUUUGAGUGCGAACACGAAGGAUAUAGAAAUCAUCUCAAGGCUCACAGUUGUUCCGCCGGUCCUACAUGUGUUCACGCUCGUGUGGACUCAUCCGGGGGGCGGCAGAUGCCAAACAACAACCAUGCGGCACAUGACGAAGACACUAAGAUGUCGGACGUUCUUGCCACUCCGGCAGACGUCCGAUUCUGCAAGGAAUGUGUUGUCAAUCUGAAGAAGCCCACAGCGUGGUGUUCUCCGGCCUGCGUUCGUGCUCACUAUGCGCAACAUCAUGAGAAAGUCCACGUCGGAGGAGCCGCCGACGGCGAUGAUCGGAUGGAUACCAAUGGGGGGCUGGAAGGCGUUGAUUUCGACAGCCAGCAUUACAUCAUUUCUCUGGCGGACGCGGUUAAGGAAUGGGAAGCCAGGAAUGGGGGGGUGCGGUUGGAAGAGUAAGGCUCUCCCGGAAGAUGAGGAGACAGUUUGCUUGUGAAAAGAUUUGCGUGGUGGGCAUGGCCCUUGGGGGAAAUGGGGCAGAGAAUAAAAAUCACGUUUGUGAUUACUUGUAUGGAUGGAUUCGAAUUUUUAUUCUUGUUGAUUUUUUUGGAGAAUUUUUUUAUAUUUUAUUUUUUUGGAAAGGGAAGAUCAGGAAGGGAAUAGGAAAUUGGUCGAGCUGUGGGGGAAGACCAGCAGGGUGACAAACAUGCAGAUCAAGAGACGGCGAAGGAUGCUCAAGCCGGCACGGAGAUGAGGCUGGUAAAGACACUGUGAAGCGGAUAGAGAAAAUAAAUAGUACACACUGGAAAUCGAUGGGGUAUGUGCUGGGCGAGAGGUUGAAGAGACGUGGGUGUUGUUAAUGCGGCACACUGUUGGAUGGAAAUAAUGGUAGUGUAAAACAAGUUAAUAUAGGAUGGCAUCCCGAAGCAACGUCUUCAACA